AAUUUACAGAUUUUUAAAAUUGACGCGACCUUUUUUUUGCUAGCCAAAUCAGUUUAGCGUAUCAUAGAGAAAUACUUGCUGACUGCAGAUUUUUUUCGGAUACACAGACUUUUCCAAUCCUGUCUGAAGAUUUUUAAUUUUUUUACCUGGCAUCUCUGUUUAUAUAUAUAAUCUUACCAAAACAAAUUGAAUCUGGUAGACAAUAUGUCAUAUACUUAAAAUAAGACAAAAAACCAUAACUUGCUAAAAGUGAAACUAAACGUAUUGUAUAUUUUCAAAAGUCAAUCUCCGGUACUGUUAAAAUGAGCAGUGGUUUUAUAACCGAAACGGAAUUGGCCGAGGCACGCCAAAAGCGUCAAGAAGAAUGGGAGAAAGUACGUACAGCAGAUCAACCUUUGGAGGCUCCAGAGGAAGAGUAUGAUGGUCGGUCAUUGUACGACAGACUUCAGGAGCAGAAACAGAAAAAAGAUCUAGAAUUUGAAGAGGCACAUAAGCUAAAGAACAUGAUAAAAACUUUAGAUGAUGAUGAAGUGGAGUUCCUAGAUCUUGUUGAUAAAAAUAAGUUAAACGCCGAGCGACGAGCACAAAUAGAAGAGGCAAAAGAAAUGUCAGAGUUUCGACAGAAGGUGGCUUCAUUGCAGGAACAAAGAAUGGAUGAACAUAUUCAGCAACAAAUGUCAAGGGCUAAACAAACAAAAGCACCAAUAGUCUCUAGCAGAUUGUCCCAGAAGAAGAUUCUAGCUGGUGUAGUGGUAAAGAAGCGUAAGCACGAAGAUGAUCCGUCUGUAUCCGUCCCCAAUGAAGCCAGUUCCAGUGAUGGAAAAAAGGAUAAUCUAGCUCAAGAAACUGAAAAUAAUUUGUCAAAACAUUUGGAGGUUCCUAACAAUGAAAAUAUCACCAACAAAAAGUUGAAGAGUGGUGCUAUGCAAGUGAUUGGAAUUCUGCCCGGCCUCGGAUCAUAUCGGGAGUCUACAGAUUCAGAGGCCAGUACCGAUUCCGAUGAUGAAGCAGGACAAUAUGAUUGGAUUGGCAGAAAGCUCGUCAAAGAAAAAGAAAUCAAAUAAUUUUAGACUAAGUUGUUCGAAAAUAAAAUACAAAUAUCAAAAUCUA
This is a messenger RNA of Malaya genurostris, 1110 nucleotides long. Its product is annotated as PSME3-interacting protein. Bases 303 to 1064 code for a protein of 253 amino acids. The record is from RefSeq and is a predicted model, not a curated record. Gene Ontology annotation, cellular component: nucleus. The transcript has 5 exons. NCBI's taxonomy places the organism in Eukaryota, Metazoa, Arthropoda, Insecta, Diptera, Culicidae.